CUCUACCUUCUUUUUUCCUCGGCGGAGGCCAUGAUGGGAGCCUGAGUUCAGCUGGAGCGAGUAAAAAGGAAAGAUGAUUCCACGGGACGGAGCUGUCAAAGCAAUCUGUGCAUAUUGCUGAAUUUUCUAUAGUCUGCAUACAUCUGAGGUGGAGCCUGUCACUUUUUCCCUUCCCCGCGAUGUUCUCGACGAGUGCUCGGUGACAAUGUUGAAUCGCUAAGGAGGUUUUUUUUUGGAUCGUAGCGAGCUAGCCUAGCUCCAACCCCCCUCCACCCCUCACCCCGUCCGAGUGACUGGAUACGGGCUUUUUUUUUCUCCCCCUUCCUUCGGGGGUUACCAGUGACUUUUCUUCUCGCUUCGGACCGAACCCGGGUCUUAUUUUGUGGACAACUGCAUGUAUUUCGCUGGGGAGUAUUUGGAAGAGCGACCGCGGGAUUGGAAAAGUCGGGCCUUCGCCGAGGAGAAGCCGAGCAAGGCCCGUCUUUAUGUUCCAGAGGAAGCCUGUCUAAUCCCAACGAGCUCGGCUGGCUAGCCCCGAGGAGGACCCCCCCUCCCCUUCACCCCUUACCGCGACCCACCGAACGGAACCGCCGUGUACCACCGAACCAGCUAAAAGCCUGCUUUCAUCCGUUCCCCAUAAUAGACUCCUGUCAGCCGCUGCAAUGACUGCCAUUAUUAAAGAAAUUGUCAGCCGGAACAAAAGGAGAUACCAGGAGGACGGCUUCGACCUGGAUUUAACAUAUAUCUACCCAAACAUCAUUGCCAUGGGCUUUCCAGCAGAGCGACUCGAAGGCGUGUACAGAAACAAUAUAGACGACGUAGUACGGUUUUUGGAUUCAAAGCAUAAAAACCAUUACAAAAUCUACAACCUCUGCGCAGAAAGACACUACGACGCCGCCAAGUUUAACUGCAGAGUUGCACAGUACCCCUUCGAAGACCACAAUCCCCCACAGCUGGAGCUGAUCAAGCCGUUCUGCGAAGACCUGGACCAGUGGCUCAGUGAAGACGACAAUCAUGUAGCGGCCAUCCACUGUAAGGCCGGCAAGGGCCGCACGGGGGUGAUGAUCUGCGCCUAUCUCCUCCACCGCGGCAAGUUCCUGGAGGCCCAGGAGGCGCUCGACUUUUACGGCGAGGUCAGGACAAGGGACAAGAAGGGAGUAACCAUCCCCAGCCAGCGCCGCUACGUCUACUACUACAGCUACCUACUGAAGAACCAGCUGGAGUACAAGCCGGUGGCGCUGCUCUUCCACAAAAUGGUGUUCGAGACUCUGCCCAUGUUCAGUGGGGGCACCUGCAAUCCCCAGUUCGUCGUGUACCAGCUCAAAGUGAAGAUCCACACGUCCAACCCCACCCACACCCGGCGUGAGGACAAGCACAUGUUCUUCGAGUUCCCGCAGCCGCUGCCGGUGUGCGGCGACAUCAAGGUGGAGUUCUUCCACAAGCAGAACAAGAUGAUGAAGAAGGACAAAAUGUUUCACUUCUGGGUGAACACCUUCUUCAUCCCUGGGCCGGAGGAAGGAGCGGAGAAGCUGGAGAACGGCGCGGUGAACAACGCCGACACAGCAAGGCGGCGCGGCGACAGGGACUACCUCAUCCUGACGCUCACCAAAAACGACCUGGACAAGGCGAAUAAGGACAAAGCCAACCGCUACUUCUCGCCAAACUUCAAGGUGAAGUUGUAUUUCACUAAAACCGUGGAGGAGCCUUCGAAUUCUGAGGCGAGCACUUCGACAUCCGUCACGCCGGACGUCAGCGACAAUGAGCCAGACCAUUAUAGAUACUCUGACACCACUGACUCUGAUCCGGAAAAUGAACCUUUUGACGAAGAGCAGCACACGCAAAUCACAAAAGUCUGAACUCUUUUUAAAUAAGAAAAUUUAAAAAAAGAAAAAAAAACAAGAGAAGAAAAUUAUACAGCAGAGAGAAAAAAAAGGAGAAAACUUGAAUAUGAACUUUAAAAGAAGAACCUUUUUGUCCCUUACCCCCCCCCCCAACCCAGAUGGCAAUAGAAUAU
Hippocampus comes (tiger tail seahorse) is the source of this 2014-nucleotide messenger RNA. RefSeq names its product phosphatidylinositol 3,4,5-trisphosphate 3-phosphatase and dual-specificity protein phosphatase PTEN-like. Gene Ontology annotation, molecular function: phosphatidylinositol-3,4,5-trisphosphate 3-phosphatase activity; phosphatidylinositol-3,4-bisphosphate 3-phosphatase activity; protein tyrosine phosphatase activity. Gene Ontology annotation, cellular component: nucleus; cell projection; plasma membrane. Gene Ontology annotation, biological process: negative regulation of cell population proliferation; protein dephosphorylation; regulation of phosphatidylinositol 3-kinase/protein kinase B signal transduction. NCBI's taxonomy places the organism in Eukaryota, Metazoa, Chordata, Actinopteri, Syngnathiformes, Syngnathidae. The record is from RefSeq and is a predicted model, not a curated record.